AUGCUCCUCUGGUCAGUACAUGUUCUUCAGUUAAUCUUCGACGUUAUAGUUCCAGUGGACUUCGAAACGUGCAAAUAUAGAACUUAUCCAUGGGCCACACACUUUUGUGCACGUAGCCAACGCUUCGAAACUCCGACUAAUAAUACCGUACAACCUUGUG
Dicrocoelium dendriticum is the source of this 160-nucleotide messenger RNA. The record is from the annotation of a GenBank genome assembly. NCBI's taxonomy places the organism in Eukaryota, Metazoa, Platyhelminthes, Trematoda, Plagiorchiida, Dicrocoeliidae.